AUGCCAGCCACAUUUGGCCACUUGGCAGGAGGCUAUGAUGCCCAGUACUAUGGCUACCUCUGGAGUGAGGUGUACUCCAUGGACAUGUACUACACACGCUUCAAGCAAGAGGGGAUCAUGAACUGUAAGCUGCAGGUGGGGGUGGCUCUUUUAGCAGCACAAAAUAUUUAUAUUGUGGAAUCACUCAUAGUUGGAUGUUCUAGGUAUUUCUACUUCUUUAUUCAUCUGAUUGGGAAAAUUUCUUCUGAACGAUUGUUUGGAGUUCCUAGCGGUUUUACUCAGAAGACCAGAAAGAUAUUCUGUGGUCAGGAAGCUGUCUUUGGAGAGCUUUUUCACUGGCCACAUUAUAGAAAGCUCAUUAUGGAAGAGAUGCUAUUAGUUAAAGUUUACAACUGCAGUAAAGUAUUCAGCAACAGGCCGGAGGAUGUGAAGCAAGCAGCUGCUCUGGACAGGAAGGCUGCAGUGCUUGGCAGGAAACUUGUGAAAGGCCUGGAAACUGAUGACGACGAUGAUUAUUAUGAUGUGUCUGACAUGGAGUUCUCAGGAAUUGUCUUCUGCCCAGUGAAGAGAUUGAUUUUAGGAAAUGCAUUGUGUCUACAGAUUGGCAUCAAUAUAAUCGAAGCCCAGAAACUGGUGGGAGUGAACAUUGACCCAUUUGUGGUUGUGAGAAUUGGAGAUGAGAAGAGACACACCGCAACACAGAAGUCAACCAACUGCCCAUUUUACAAUGAGUAUUUUACGUUUGAAUUCCAUGAACCAAGAGAAGUUAUAUUUCAUAGACUCAUCGAAAUUUCUGUCUUUCAUUCAAAGAAGAUCCCAUUCCUAGGGACGCUCAUAGGGACGUUCAAGAUUGAUCUAGAGACUGUUUACAGCCAACCAGAUCACAGAUUCUACCAUAAAUGGGCUGUUCUUAAUGACCCGAAGGACACAAGAGCAGGAACUAAAGGAUAUGUAAAGUGCAACAUUUCUGUAAUGGCACGGGGUGAUGUAAUGAGUUCUGUUCCUACUACCUCCACCAGCCAGCAUGAAGAUAUUGAAAAGAACUUGCUGCUGCCUAAAAGAAUCCCAGCUGAGCGGCCUUGGGCCAAAGUUUGCAUCAAAAUUUACAGGGCAGAUGGAUUACCCAGCAUGAGUGCAGGAAUCAUGGGUGGUUUUUCAAAGAUUAUGAGUGAGAAGAAAGUCUUCAUUGAUCCGUAUGUGCAAGUUACAUUUUCUGGACAACAGGGGGAAACUUCAGUUGAAAGCAACACUACAGAACCAUUAUGGAAUGAACAGAUCAGUUUCAUUGAGAUGUUUCCUCCUCUUGUUCGAAAAAUCAAAGUCCAAGUAUUGGAUGAUGCAAACAUUGGGGACGUUGCCCUUGCUACACAUUUCAUUGAUCUGAAGCAGAUAUCUGACCCUGGGAGAAAUGGUUUCAAUCCCACUUUUGGUCCCGCUUGGGUGAACUUGUAUGGCUCACCUCAAAACUCAGCUCUGCGAGAUGUCCACAAGGAUCUCAAUGAAGGUUUGGGAGAAGGCAUAUUCUACCGUGGGCGCCUUCUCAUGGCCAUUUCUGUAGAGAUCUUCAGUACUAUCCAAGCAGCAGAAAAAAAGCCCGUAGAGGUUCUUAAAGGUGCUCUAAGCAAGCUCAAAUUGAAGAAGAAGAGUAAGAAGGCCAAGGAGAAAACCAGAGUCUCUUUCAAAGAGCAACAGCAAAGCCAGGCUGAAGCUGGUAUCCCCGAGGAGGCAGAGCAGCCGAGUGAGGUGACUGUGGAGGUUGAGGAGCUUCAUCCUCUCCCAGAGAAUGCACUGGGAGUUAAAGAAGAAUUCCUCCUUUUUGCCUCUUUCUUUGAGGUGACUAUGAUGGAUCCAUCAAUAGGUACCAAGCCUGUGAAAUUUGAGAUCUCUAUAGGAAACUAUGGCAAAGCUGAAGAAGUUUUGGCUAAAACUUCUAAGAAGGGUGAGAAGGAAGAAAGGAGUGAAGACAAGCAGCCUUUGCUUGAACCCAGUUCUGAGGAUGAGCUGGAUGUUGAAGUCAUAUCCCCAAGCACAACUUUGGUCCAGAAAUCUGUGACUGCAAACCAAAGGCCCGAGCCCACAGAAUAUGACAGCUCUUACAGCUGCCUGCCCAUGGUGCACAAUAAGCCUUGUGUGUAUGUCUGGAGCUACUGGGAAGACUAUACCUGGAGACUCUGCAAUUCCAACUGGAUUGUCAAAAUAGCAGAGCGUUUGGAACAUGGGCUGGAAGAUGUGGAGAAACUCUUAAGGAGACCCAAGUCCAAAGCAGAUGAGAGGCUUCGGCAGGUCCUAGAGGAGUUUGUGGCUGGAUGUAGGCAGUAUUCACUUAAUGCAGACAAAAAGCCAAUGGCCCGUCCAAAUAACCUUGAUCGAUGUCGGAUGAAAUCAGUCCCACAAAACAUUAUACUGUAUGCGAAGAGGGGGCUCCGCAUACGGAGGCGACUGACUCGUACCAAUGUCAGGGAGAAAGUAAAUGAGGCAAAGACAAUCCUGUCAAAGCUUCGCUUCCUGGCUAAAGAGCCUCAGUGUUCUAUCCCAGAUAUCUUGAUCUGGAUGUUUAGCAACAACAAGCGGGUAGCAUACGCAAGAAUCCCUGCCCAGAACGUCUUGUACUCGGUGGUAGAAGAGGAGAAAGGCAAGGACUGUGCCAAGAUCCAAACUGUCUUUUUAAAGGUUCCAGGAUCACGCACUGGAGACAUCUUUGCGAAACUGGAAAUCUACAUGUGGCUUGGGGUAAUUAAAUAUGUGAAGAACAGCACCGCUGAGCUACCUGAGGAGUUCAAACCAAUUUAUGAGAAGUCACAGCCUUCUACAAGGAUUCCAGCACACCUCCCACCUAGCCAGCUCAACAGAGAUGACUUCAGUUACUUUCAGUUGCGAGCCCAUUUAUAUCAGGCUCGGGGGAUUCUCCCAGCAGAUGAGAACGGCCUUUCUGAUCCAUUUGCAAGAGUGGUGUUUUCGACUCAGUGCCAGACUACAACCAUCUUGGAAGAGACACUGAGCCCAAUGUGGAAUGAAUUACUUCUUUUUGACCAGCUCAUUGUUGAUGGAAAGAAAGAGGACUUGAAGACAGAGACACCAAUUGCUGUUAUCAAUAUCUUUGACCACAACAAAUUUGGCUCCCCAGAAUUCCUCGGCCGAGCUUUUGCUACUCCACAGGUGAAGCUGGUAGAUGAGCCAUACAGCAAACCUGCUCUCCAGUUUUUUGAUAUUUAUAAAGGACAUCGAGCAGCUGGGGAAUUAAUUGCCGUCUUUGAGCUGAUCGAACUGGAUUAUAGUGGCUACUUGGAGCCAUCAGUGCCUCAUGAUGUUGAGCCCAAGGAACCAGAAUACCUAGGGGAUCCUCGUUCUGGACGAUUCAUUGUCCCUGAGGGAAUCCGACCAAUUCUUAAGGAGUUUCGCAUAGAGAUCUUGUUUUGGGGCCUGAGAGACUUGAAACGUGUGAACUUGUUUGAAGUUGACCAGCCGCAGGUGAUCAUUGAAUGUGCUGGAAAGAAAGUAGAAUCAGAAGUAAUAACAUCAUUCAAAGAGAACCCAAAUUUCACUGAACUUGUCAAAUUUGUUGAUGUGGAGCUCCCAGAGCAGGUAUAUUUGCACCCACCCCUGAGUAUCUUUGUGGUGGAGAAGAGGGCUUUUGGACGCACUGUCAUGGUGGGAACACACAUAGUGUCACAUAUUAUGAAAUUUGCUCCUAAAGAGGUAGAUGAGUUUGAAGAUGAAACAGACAACCCACCAAAGACACGGAAAGCCUCAGCUCGACCUAACAUCUCUAAAACAAUGCAGAACCUUGGUGCAGCGGCUGGGCACACUGUGAUAAACAUCGGUGCAGUGGCUGGAAAGACAGUAAUAAAUAUCGGCGCAGCUGCUGGCGAUUUAGGUAGCAAAGCAAAUCCCCUUAAGCUUGUAAAGGCACCUCUGAAAAAAAUUCCUAUUGAUAAACUGAUACCAACACAGGAAGAAUUUGAGGAGGAAAAGCCUGAAAUAGAAGAACUGGAUUGGUGGUCUAAAUAUUAUGAAUCAUUAAAGGAAAUGAACAAUCAGUUCUUUAGUGAUGAAGAGGAUGGUGAGAACGAUGACCCCAAUGAUCCGGUUUAUAGCCUGCUGUCCUAUAGUAAUGAUAUCUUAAUGAGUAAGGCAGAAUAUCCCAUUAAUAUCUCCGUAUUAUAUUUAGAAGGAGGGAAUCUAAAUAUUGCUUCUCUGGAUGUGGAUGCAGAAGAUGAAGUAAUAGUUGAAGCUGAGCCGGUUCGUCCCAAAAGGAAACUCAUAGCCACGUUAAAGAUUUACAAUUCAGAGCUGGAAAACGAGUUUGACAAUUUUGAGGAUUGGCUAUGUAUUUUUCCACUUCAUCGUGGGAAAGCAAACGAGGAUGAAGAUGGAAAUGAGGAAGAUAAGUUUGUGGGGAAAUAUAAGGGUUCAUUCUAUGUUUAUCGGGCUGAAGAGGUAGGUGCAGAACACAAGAUCUCCCAAGGCAUCCCCAGAAACAGACCUAUUAAGGUCCUUGUCCGAAUUUACAUAGUUAAAGCAACCAACCUGACACCAGCAGACCCCAAUGGCAAGGCAGAUCCUUACCUCGUGAUUACAAUUGGGAAACAACGGAAGGACACCAAAGAGAGAUAUAUUCCAAAGCAACUCAAUCCAGUCUUUGGAGAAGUGCUGGAGCUGACCAUAUCCUUUCCCAUGGAAUCAGAGCUCAGUGUAUCAAUAUUUGAUCAUGAUUUGGUGGGAUCUGAUGACUUAAUUGGGGAGACAAAGAUUGACUUGGAGAACCGAUUCUACAGUAAACACAGAGCCAACUGUGGAGUGGCCUCACAAUACGACACAGAGGGCUACAAUGAGUGGCGAGAUGCUUUCAAGCCCACACAUAUCCUGGACAGUUUAUGCAAGAAGAGUGCGCUCCCUUCAGCUGAGUACAGGAAGGAGGAAGUAAAAGUGAACAAUAAGAUUUUUAAGAUCCCACCGGAAGCUUUCCCUGAAGAAGUUUUUGUGAAAGACAAGAAAGAAAAUGAAGAUGAGACAUGGUCUGCUUAUGAUGAGCACAAAGCUUUGUAUGUUCUUCAACACUGGGAUGAAAUGCCAGAAUAUGGGUACAAAUUAGUACCAGAACAUGUGGAAGUUCGAUCUCUUUACAGUCCAGAGAGCCCUGGUCUCCUGCAGGGCUCUCUCCACAUGUGGAUUGACAUGUUUCCAAAUGAUGUCCCUGCCCCACCCCCUGUCAACAUCAAACCACGAUUGCCAGUCAGUUAUGAGCUACGAGUCAUUAUCUGGAAUACGGACGAUGUGGUCCUUGAUGAUGUCAACCCAAUAACAGGAGAAACAUCCAGUGACAUUUACGUGAAAAGUUGGAUCAAAGGGCUGGAGAAAGACAAGCAAGAAACAGAUGUUCACUUUAACUCUCUGACUGGGGAAGGCAACUUCAACUGGAGAUUCGUGUUUCGCUUUGAUUACCUGCCGACAGAGAAAGAGAUAACUUAUAAGAAAAAGGACUCCAUCUUCUCCCUGGAGGAAUCCGAAUUCCGGGAGCCAGCAGUCCUGGUCCUGCAGGUCUGGGACUAUGACAGGAUUUCAGCAAAUGACUUUUUAGGGGCCAUCGAAUUAAAACUGAACGAUAUGGUAAGAGCUGCCAAGAGUUCAGAGCAGUGCACCAUCAAGAUGGCCAAGGAGAAGGCCAUGCCCCGAUUCUCCAUCUUUCGAAACAAGCGGAUGAGAGGCUGGUGGCCCUUCAUCAAACUGAAAGGUCAGGAAGAUAUUGAGAGGGAAGAGAGAGAAGCUAAACAGAAGAAGAAGAAAAAGAAGAAGAACAAGUGGAGGAGAUCAGUAAAUCCAGAAGAUGUUGAGUUUUCAGACCCCAGUGGAAACAUCUUUAUCCUAACAGGAAAAGUGGAAGCUGAAUUCCAGCUAUUGACUGUAGAGGAGGCUGAGAAGAGCCCAGUUGGUCUCGGUCGCAAAGAGCCCGAACCCCUGGAUAAACCCAACCGUCCAAAAACAUCCUUCAACUGGUUUGUGAACCCCUUGAAAACAUUCAUCUUCUUCAUUUGGAAGAGGUACAAAAAGUACAUAAUCGCAUUGCUAAUUAUUGCUAUUUUGACCAUAUUCUUGGUUCUAAUUCUCUACACAAUGCCUGGAUACAUCACAGAAAUAAUUUUCAAACCAUUUUGUUUCCCAAAACAAUUGUCUGUGCAAGCUAAAAUACUCUGUAUGCUUUACCAACACUGUGCAUAA
This is a messenger RNA of Gekko japonicus, 6216 nucleotides long. Its product is annotated as fer-1-like protein 4. Gene Ontology annotation, biological process: proteolysis; plasma membrane organization. Gene Ontology annotation, cellular component: membrane. The transcript has 43 exons. Gene Ontology annotation, molecular function: metalloendopeptidase activity. The record is from RefSeq and is a predicted model, not a curated record. The coding region runs from base 1 to 6216 and encodes 2071 amino acids. NCBI's taxonomy places the organism in Eukaryota, Metazoa, Chordata, Lepidosauria, Squamata, Gekkonidae.